Messenger RNA from Eutrema salsugineum, 1546 nucleotides. RefSeq names its product homogentisate 1,2-dioxygenase. Gene Ontology annotation, cellular component: cytoplasm. The coding region runs from base 118 to 1374 and encodes 418 amino acids. Gene Ontology annotation, molecular function: homogentisate 1,2-dioxygenase activity. NCBI's taxonomy places the organism in Eukaryota, Viridiplantae, Streptophyta, Magnoliopsida, Brassicales, Brassicaceae. Gene Ontology annotation, biological process: L-phenylalanine catabolic process. The transcript is spliced from 9 exons. The record is from RefSeq and is a predicted model, not a curated record.
UAAAAUCAGACGUCGUCUCUUUCCUCCUCUCUGAGAUCGACAUGCCACGUCAGCAACACCCCUCGAGUUAUAUCAAUCGAUCGUCUCUUUCACUCCCUCUGAUUAGAGGAAGAAGCCAUGGGAGAGAAGCUUGCAGAGUUAGAGUAUCAAUCAGGCUUCGGUAACCACUUCUCGUCGGAGGCGAUCGCCGGAGCUUUGCCGCCAGAUCAGAACAGUCCUCUUGUUUGUCCUUACGGUCUUUACGCCGAGCAGAUCUCCGGCACUUCUUUCACUUCCCCUCGCAAGCUCAAUCAACGAAGUUGGUUGUAUCGGAUCAAACCAUCGGUUACUCACGAACCGUUCAAGCCUCGAGUUCCUGCUCAUACGAAGCUCGUGAGUGAAUUCGAUGCAUCGAACAGUCGUACGAAUCCGACUCAGCUUCGUUGGAGGCCUGAGGAUAUUCCUGAUUCGCCUACUGAUUUCGUUGAUGGGUUAUACACUAUUUGUGGAGCUGGGAGCUCGUUUCUUCGCCAUGGAUUCGCAAUUCACAUGUACACGGCUAACAAAGGAAUGAAAGACUCUGCAUUUUGCAACGCUGAUGGUGACUUCUUGUUAGUUCCUCAGGCAGGAAGGCUAUGGAUUGAAACGGAGUGUGGAAGGCUUUUGGUAUCUCCUGGUGAAAUUGCUGUCAUACCACAAGGAUUCCGUUUCUCCAUAGAUAUACUUGACGGGAAAUCUCGUGGUUAUGUUGCUGAAAUCUACGGUGCUCAUUUUCAGCUUCCUGAUCUUGGACCAAUAGGUACUCACUCGACAUUCAAUGUGGUCGCCUGGCAUGGCAACUACGUGCCUUAUAAGUAUGACCUGCAGAAGUUCUGUCCAUACAACACUGUCCUUGUAGAUCAUGGGGAUCCAUCAAUAAAUACUGUUCUUACAGCACCAACGGAUAAACCUGGUGUGGCUUUACUUGAUUUUGUCAUAUUCCCUCCUCGAUGGUUAGUUGCUGAGCAUACUUUUCGACCUCCUUACUAUCAUCGUAACUGCAUGAGUGAAUUUAUGGGCCUAAUCUAUGGUGCAUACGAGGCCAAAGCUGAUGGAUUUCUUCCUGGUGGCGCAAGUCUCCACAGUUGUAUGACACCUCAUGGUCCAGAUACAACCACAUAUGAGGCAACGAUUGCUCGUGUAAAUGCAAUGGCUCCUUCAAAACUCACAGGCACAAUGGCUUUCAUGUUUGAAUCAGCCUUGAUCCCUAGAGUCUGCCAUUGGGCUUUGGAGUCUCCUUUCCUCGAUCACGACUACUACCAAUGCUGGAUUGGCCUCAAGUCCCAUUUCUCGCGCUUAGGCUUGAACGAGACAAAUGUUGAAUCAACAGAGAAAAAGACAGGAGCUUCAGAGUAAAGAAAGCAUUGUCACUCACGUGUAUUGUCAAUAGCCAAUCUGUACAGACUUUUACCACAUACUUUAUAAGAACCAUACAACAAGUAUAUAUGCUAUAAGUGUAGGUAAUGUUUCUUCAUAUCACAUUAGUUACAUCCUUUGUACUAGAGGCUAAUAUACCGAUGUUGAUUUU